GUGACGCUGUUGUACACAGAAGUCCUCUGGCUGCAAACAUGGCAGAACGCACUAUGUCAGCUCGCAUGAUUAAAAAGCCGCCUUCGGCUGGCACUGGAAAGUUGCCCAGACCUGCAAACCGUCCAGUCUCUGCGCCACCAAAAGAAAAACCGAAGAUGGAUAUCUUUGCAAAGGAGGAAGAGUACAAACGCCUGAAUGCUGAGUUGGAAGCAAAGACAGCUGAAAUUGUUAGACAAGCAGAGGAAGUCAUGAGGGAACAAAACGAAGUUCUGUCAAAACCCAUAUCCUCUCACCUUGAUAUUGAUAUUGACGAUGAAGAGGAUCUGAGAGAGCGGAUAUCAAUAACACCCUCAGAGAGGAAGACAGCUGCAAAGUCUGAACAGAAGAAAAGUGCUUUAAAGCCAAGCAAACCACUAAUUGCCACCAAGAAGAGAUCACAGAAAACAAAGGUCACCAAAACAGUGGCCGAAGAUGUUGCUAUCAUAGAAGACUAUGGGGAUUUCUCUUUGGUAAACACAAUUAACAACAUUGAAGGGAAACUGAAUGAUGGAGUUGUUCCUGAGGAUCUUGAGGAAAAUGUUAUGCCUAGUGUUGGGGAAGAAAUGGGAUCAGAGGCCCAGAUCCGCUUUUUGAAGGCAAAACUUAGAGUGAUGCAAGAGGAGCUGGAAAGGCUGUCAUUUGAAUGCAACAAGAAGGAUGAUGAAAACAUUGCAAUGAGCAGCAAACUGAAACAGACUGAAGAAGACCGAACUAGGCUCCAGAGAACCACAAACAUUCAACAGAACCAGAUAGAGAAACACAGAGCCAUGGCAGAGGAAGCCAACAGAAGAUGUGAUGGGUUACAACAGCAAGUGACCUCAUUACAGAAAGAAAUUGAUGGACUGAAAAGGGCAGAAAAACAAGGGGAAAACAAGCACAGUGUCACAGAGGUCAGGCUGAACAGAGCUGUGGAGGAAGCCGAGAAGUACAAGAUGCAACUUAACAAGAUUAAACAGACCACAAAGGAUGCUGCACAUCAGGAGCAUCAAAGAAUAGAAGCCUUGCAGGCUGAGAACAAGAAGUUGGAAAAGCAAAAGGCUGAACUUCUAGUUGGCUUCAAAAAACAGUUGAAGCUAAUUGAUAUAUUGAAACGACAAAAGAUGCAUUUUGAAGCUGCCAAAAUGUUGGCCUUCACAGAAGAGGAGUUCAUGAAAGCUCUUGAUUGGGGAAAGUCAUAGUGUACAUAAUCUCAAAGGAUUUUUGGUGGAGGCCUCUACUUACUGAAGGACUUUACUAAGGAUGGAUCAUGCCAUAAAAAAAUGUGUUUUUGUAAUUAAUUCUGAGUUUGGUUAUUUUAUACGUGUUGCUUUGUUAAAAAUAAACUGUUUUGUCAGGUCAA
Sardina pilchardus (European sardine) is the source of this 1378-nucleotide messenger RNA. It is a transcript of the gene tex9, whose product is annotated as testis expressed 9. The transcript has 12 exons. Bases 39 to 1217 code for a protein of 392 amino acids. The record is from RefSeq and is a predicted model, not a curated record. Lineage: Eukaryota; Metazoa; Chordata; Actinopteri; Clupeiformes; Clupeidae.